Messenger RNA from Eublepharis macularius, 1285 nucleotides. Its product is annotated as immunoglobulin superfamily member 1-like. The transcript has 7 exons. The record is from RefSeq and is a predicted model, not a curated record. The coding region runs from base 92 to 1039 and encodes 315 amino acids. NCBI's taxonomy places the organism in Eukaryota, Metazoa, Chordata, Lepidosauria, Squamata, Eublepharidae.
CACGAGAGCAAGGACACUAUGGGAUACAGAAGGUUUUCCAUGAGGUUUUCCAUGAACAUCGUCUUUCUUGGUUGGUACUUCAGGAUGGUGGAUGGCUGGUCAGUGGGUGAUAUCUAGAGCACCUUAUCUCAAGCCUUCAGUUUCUAUGCGCUCAAGUGAGGGAGUUAUAGUGGGAGGAAAUAUCACCAUCCAUUGUAAGAAUGAAGGCCAACAACAUGCCGAAUUUUCUCUGUGCAAACUAAAAGGUUCCUCUUGGGACUGUCAGGAUGCAAAGAAGGCAGAGCAAAAUGAGGUUAUGUUUACCAUUUUCAAUGCCAAUCAGUCAAAUGCAGGGAUCUACAAAUGUGUGUAUUGCUUCAAAGAAAACAGCUAUAGAGAACGAUGUUCCGAUUACAGUGAUGAAAUACAUAUCUACAUAAGAGAUCCCAGACUUUCGAAACCCUCCAUCAAGUUGAGAUCCAAGGAACAGCUUGCCUCAGGCCUGAAUGUCACCAUUGAAUGCCAGGGGCCAGAAACUGCUCUGAACUACUCUUUAUACAAAUCCAGGGUCCUGAGAACAUCACAUCUGGCACAGCCAGGUAGAGACCGAGCAGAAUUCUCUUUCUUUAUAGAAAAGAUGGAGGAUGCAGCUGAUUAUACCUGCCAGUACAAUAAUAAAGAAAAGCCUUUUGUCUGGUCAGAGCCAAGUGAUCCUGUGGAGCUCGUACCAAGAGUACCACCCCUGACAAUCAUAUGGGCAAGCUGUGCUGCAGGCCUUCUCCUGGUUCUUCUCCUGUUGUUGUUUGCCUUUGUAUUGUACCGGAAAAGGAGAAAGGACUCCACUGUCAAGGAAAGAAACCAGCCAGCAAACAUGCCCCUGGAACCUUAUAACAGCACAGACGGUGAUGGGGCUGCCUGUGAAGCACACCAUGAUGAAGUCACCUAUGCUAUACUUGAUCAAAACUCCCUGAAAACUGAGCGGGCGGCUGUUUCGGAUAGACCCUCUGAGUCCAGCAUCUAUGCAUCAGUGACCAAAGACAGACUCAGGAAGGGCCAAUAAGCAGGAUAUCUCCAGGAUAUGGGUAUUUUGGGGGCCCUGGUGUAACUUUAGGUUCCGUGUUAAGGUUGGUUGGUUCACUAAUUUCCCUAAUCACAUACAUUCUGUAUGUGACUGCACAGAAAAAUAUAAACCAAGUAGAAUACAGAGACUGACAGCAGUCACAAAGGUGGUCAGAUUAAGGCAAUCACUAUAGCUAGAGACAAGCAUAUAUGAUAUAUAAUAUUGAUUUAUAUGCAGCAUUUAUCG